Hyla sarda is the source of this 782-nucleotide messenger RNA. Its product is annotated as phospholipase A2 inhibitor gamma subunit B-like. The transcript is spliced from 5 exons. The record is from RefSeq and is a predicted model, not a curated record. Lineage: Eukaryota; Metazoa; Chordata; Amphibia; Anura; Hylidae. The coding region runs from base 1 to 780 and encodes 259 amino acids.
AUGGCGCUUCCUUCCCCUCCACAGGUACCGAUUGCCAAGACGAGCUCGAUGAAUGAAGGAUCUUCGGAGGGUUUCACAGAUCUUCAAGACAAAGUUUCCAUGUGUCAGCCUGUUCUUGCUUCGCCUUGUCUCUCCCACAACAAACCGGCUUCUUUAACCACAAUGGGCCUUUUUUUCCCCCGUUAUUCCCUCCAGUGCAUACAGUGUUCGGCCCUUGGUCUUUCCUCGUGCACAGAGGGGCCAAUAAUAACUUGCCCAUCGGGCCAUGUUUGUACAAGUACAUAUCAACAAACUACCAAAGAUGGGAAGACCGAUGAAUUCUUGUACAGAUCGUGUGGACCUACAUCUCACUGUAAUAAGGCGGGGAGCUUCAGUGUUGUGAACAAAAAUAUCAGAAUGGGCGUGUCCUGCUGUUCUACUGACAACUGCACCGCCCCCUUGCCUAUUUUGCCUCCUGCCAGCACCCGAAGUAAUGGGAACGUCUGUCCCAUGUGUGCCGAUACCAAUGAAGCGUGUGAGGAAAUCACAACCAUGGACUGUGUUGGAAGUGAAAAUAAAUGUCUUCUCCAAGUCACUGAAAUAAAAGGAACCACUGGAAAUGUGCAAUCUUACCGUGGAUGUACUACAAGAAGCAUCUGUGACAUUGGGAGCCAGAGUAUCACUAUGGGAAUCCUGAGCAUGGAGUCAACAUAUCUCUGUAAUGGUGGAGCCAUUACCAUGGCUAGGGCGUUGGGUGUCUCUACAGUCACAGCACUUGUGCUGCUGAUACUCCUACAUUGAUG